CCUCUUUUUUAUGAGAGAGAGACGCUUAACAAGUCCACCACCGAGGAAGAAGAUGAAAUCAAAAGAAGAAACCUCUUGGGAGUCGAUACGCCAUGAAGAACUAAUGGAAAGUGAUUUAUCUAUCUAUGACGAUCUCGAUUUCCCUUUCUAUAUUGGCUAUACUAAAUUUACGUAUCGGAAUAAGGCUCAGAAGAAAAAAGAUGACGAAAUUGAAGUCGCCAUGGCUCACUAUAGAGACCGCUCUCGUAAUCUAUCUGUGUUCGAUGCUAUUGGCGCUCCAUCAAUAGCACGUUUAUGUGGCGGUACAAGACCUCUUCACAUAGAUGAUGAUGAUCGCCUGGAACUCGCUCCCCUCUGCAAACUUGCUUUAGACAAGUACAAUGCUGAGAAUCAGGGUGCAAAUUUUGUGUUUGUUGACCUUGUCAAGUCAACUCGGAGUGCUUGUGCUGGUAGUAUGUAUAACAUGACCUUUCAAGCAAAAGAUGAUACUCAUCCUUUCAACAGUCCUCAUAUAAUUUUCCGGGCCCGAGUCUGGAAAAGGGUGCCCGGUGCCGGACCACCUGAAGUCAAGUCGUGUGCCAUGAAGGCUACCUAACAACAGAUCCACCAUUGAAAUAAUGUUGCAAUAAUGUUAUGCAUGCUUACAUGGUGAAUCUAGGUUAAUCAAAAUAUUCUUAGAGACACUUAAUAAAUAUGUUAGCAGUUUAGAGUUUAUAUUUUUUUAUUUUGAAAUUGUACUCUAUGAUUUGUGGUAUUUAGAUCGAUUAAAAUUCUGCCAAAUAUCUUUUCAAGAAAACCACAAUGUGAUAAAAUCGAAGUUCAUAACAAAUAGUAGAAUCCAGCAUUAGGCCAGGCAAGUUCCAAAACAUAUUGAAAUAUAUGUUGAUAAAACAUCAUCUAAAAUGCAUUUUCCAGGUUUACUUGAAUCACAAUUGUUAAAUCUAGUUCCCCCCAUCACCGAUUCGAAGAUUCUUUUUCAAAUUGUUAAAUCUAGUUCCCCCCAUCAAUGCAAUGAGCUGUGUUUUCAGCAGCUCUUGCUCCUUUUUUUUUUUUUGGGUGGCUGGGCCUGUUUUUUCUUUUCAGUUGCAAUUUAUG
Messenger RNA from Trifolium pratense (red clover), 1095 nucleotides. RefSeq lists its product as uncharacterized. The transcript is spliced from 3 exons. Gene Ontology annotation, molecular function: cysteine-type endopeptidase inhibitor activity. Bases 11 to 595 code for a protein of 194 amino acids. The record is from RefSeq and is a predicted model, not a curated record. Lineage: Eukaryota; Viridiplantae; Streptophyta; Magnoliopsida; Fabales; Fabaceae.